CACUUUCUGUGUAACAAAUUAAAAGCCUUCAGCGCUUAUAUUAUACCCACAUUGCACAGCACCUCUCCUGGACUACAAAGGCAGAGAAACUAAUGGAAGACCAGCAAGAGAAGAACACGGCACUCUGGGACCUUCUAAUGGAAGUUUAGUACAUAGUCUGUAUGUAUAUUUGUCCAGGACAACCACAUUACACACUGUGAAUCAUUGUCACUCAAGCUUCACAAUGUCAACCUCUGUCGGCUUCUACCUGUGGAGGACAGUUUUCAUUCUGUGUCUGGUAAACCCUUUAAUGCAAGGUCUAAAUGGAGAAGAAUCUAACCAUCAUCAUAAGGAAACCAAUAUCACGGGACUUCAAAUAGUCAAAUUUCAAUGGCAUCACGUGGAGGCGCCGUACCUGGUGAUACUGUGGGUAUUUGUGGCAGGUGUGGCAAAACUAUCAGUGAUUGAACUAAACCUCAAUGUCACCAGUGUGAUUCCAGAAAGUGGCAUGCUCAUCAUUAUAGGAUUUAUUUUGGGAGGAAUCGUGUGGGCAGCGGACAUGGAGCAGACUUUCAAACUGACACCAACCAUCUUCUUCUAUUACUUACUUCCCCAAAUCAUCUUGGAUGCGAGUUACUUCAUGCCCAACAAGCUCUUUUUCAGAAACCUGGGUUCAAUUCUCAUUUACGCUAUCGUUGGAACGUGCUGGAACGCGGCUGCCGUGGGCCUCUCGCUGUGGGGCUGCUAUGAGGCGGGUGCCAUGGGUCAAAUGGACAUUGGUCUUCUGCAGUUCCUCCUGUUUGGUAGUCUGAUCGCUGCUGUGGACCCCGUGGCAGUGAUCGCUGUUUUUGAGGAAGUGCAUGUGAAUGAAGUGCUCUUUAUCCUGGUGUUUGGAGAAUCACUGCUCAAUGAUGGAGUGACAGUGGUGCUUUACAAUGUAUUUGAUGCCUUUGUUGCUCUUGGAGGUCCAAGGAUUAACGCCACAGAGAUAUUCAAUGGCAUAGUGUCAUUUUUCGUGGUGGCUUUUGGAGGUUCGUUUCUUGGGAUUCUAUUCGCUGUUCUGCUGUGCCUGCUCACCCGGCGCACCAAAAACAUUCAAAUCAUUGAAGCUGGCUUUAUCUUUGUGGUUGGAUACCUGUCGUACCUGACAGCAGAGAUGUUAUCCCUUUCUGCAAUACUUUCGAUCACCUUCUGCGGGGUCUGCUGUCAGAAAUACAUCAACGCCAACAUGGUAGAGAAAUCCGUAACAACAGUCCGUCACACCAUGAAAUUGUUAGCGAACGGCUCCGAGACCAUUAUAUUUCUAUUUCUGGGCAUUACAGCAAUUGAUAAAGCCAUCUGGGUUUGGAACACUGGCUUCAUAAUACUCACGCUGAUCUUUGUCUUCAUUUACAGAAUCAUAGGUGUUUUCUUUCUUACCUGGAUCCUCAAUAAGUUUAGGCUGGUUCCCAUAGAGGUCAUCGAUCAGGUUGUGAUGAGCUACGGUGGCCUGCGGGGGGCAGUGGCAUAUGGACUGGCAGCCAUGUUGGAUGAGGACAGGAUAAAAGAGAAAAACUUAAUGAUUAGUACCACGCUUAUCGUAGUGUAUUUCACCGUCAUUCUUCAGGGAAUCUCGAUGAAGCCAUUGGUUCAAUGGCUUAAGGUGAAACGGGCGUCUCAUUCUGACUUGAAACUUGUGGAAAAACUGAACAAUAGGGCUUUUGACCACAUAUUGGCGGCAGUUGAAGACAUUUGUGGACGUAUUGGAGAUAACUGGUGGACAAGAGGCUGGAACAGGUUUGAGGAAAAGUAUAUCAGCUGGUUGUUGAUAAAACCUAAAGCUAGAAAGAACAGAGAUUACCUCUUUAGUAUCUUUCACAAACUCAAUCUGGAAGAUGCCAUCAACUAUGUCAGUCAGGGUGAACAACAAGGUUCUCUGGCCUUUGUUCGGAGUGAGCAGGCAGCAAACAUAGAUUUCAAAAAGCAGUUUGAUUCAGAAUUUGGUGACAUGAUGCCUGAUAUGAUGGGUGAUAUGAAUUAUGAGAAGGGAAUCGAAAACAAUGCCGUCACCUCCUUUGUUAGAGACAGCAUUCCCUCUGUGUGCCUUGACAUCCAUGGACAAGACAGGAAGAAAUCGGUUGAUGACUUUAAUGCCCAUCAUCUUCUACAGCAACAUCUAUACAGAAGCAGAAAACAUCACCGUCACAAAUACAGUCGUAGUCACUUUAGCAUCAACCAGAGUGCGGACGAAAUGCAGGAGAUCUUCCAGAGGACCAUGAGGAGCCGUCUUGAGUCCUUCAAAUCUGCUAAAAUGAGUGUCAACCCGGCCAAAAAAAUCAAGCACUACAGGAAGGACCCGACACAUAUGAUGGGUAAUGGACACGCAGAGAGUGCAGACAAUCUUUAUAAAGUUGAAGGCGACACUGCUUUGAAUAGUGAGACAAGUGCCAAAAAAAAACAUUUCACAUUAGACACAUACAGAGUGAAAGCUGGCAUAGAAAAUCCAGCAUUCAUGCCAGAUAUGGACAUGGACACAGCCAUGCAAAGCCCGCCCUGGUUAACAGAGACAGAGAUGGACACGGUUGUCGCACCUUCCCAAAGGGCCCAGCGACGCCUUCCUUGGACUCCCAGCAGGCAGCGGCGACUGGCGCCGAUGAGGAUCAGCAACAGUUCCACAGACUCCUUCCUCAUGGCUGAUGUUUUCAUAACUGAAGAUGUGUCUGAGGAACCGGAUCAAAAAGACCAAACAAAAAUGUAACGACCUGUUUUGUUCGUGAAAAUAAAUCUGAAAAACUUGUGUGA
Triplophysa dalaica is the source of this 2760-nucleotide messenger RNA. RefSeq names its product solute carrier family 9 member A3, tandem duplicate 1 (gene slc9a3.1). The transcript is spliced from 16 exons. Gene Ontology annotation, molecular function: sodium:proton antiporter activity. Lineage: Eukaryota; Metazoa; Chordata; Actinopteri; Cypriniformes; Nemacheilidae. Gene Ontology annotation, cellular component: apical plasma membrane; brush border membrane. The record is from RefSeq and is a predicted model, not a curated record. Gene Ontology annotation, biological process: sodium ion transport; proton transmembrane transport; regulation of pH. The coding region runs from base 224 to 2716 and encodes 830 amino acids.